Messenger RNA from Anopheles cruzii, 6483 nucleotides. RefSeq names its product 1-phosphatidylinositol 4,5-bisphosphate phosphodiesterase epsilon-1-like. The record is from RefSeq and is a predicted model, not a curated record. Gene Ontology annotation, molecular function: guanyl-nucleotide exchange factor activity; phosphatidylinositol-4,5-bisphosphate phospholipase C activity. Gene Ontology annotation, biological process: small GTPase-mediated signal transduction; lipid metabolic process; phosphatidylinositol-mediated signaling. Bases 1 to 6483 code for a protein of 2160 amino acids. The transcript has 14 exons. Lineage: Eukaryota; Metazoa; Arthropoda; Insecta; Diptera; Culicidae.
AUGCGUGAAGCUUUCCCAAGUCUUCCAUUUGAUCACAUUACCGACGAGAAGCUGCUACUGUCGACGGGCCGGCCGCCGCUGGCGCUGGCACCGACGGCGACGGCCCACGCGGACCCCCAGGACCGGAAGCUGACGAUCAUCGGUGGAAAGAUAAUAAUUAAUCGUGAGGGUGGCACAAUCCGGCACCGAACAUUGGUGGAUAACGACGGCGGUCGCGACCGGCACAAGAAGAAUGCUGUACUUGAUACUGACGACCCAGCACAAAGCCACGCUGGCCAUCUGCCAGCACCAGUCCACUCGCCAGCAGCAGCAGCAGCAGCAUCAACCACGGCCACGGCCACGGCUUCCACGGUGGCGGCGGCGGCUGCCAGCUCCUCCGCUCAGCACGUGGCUGCGUCAGCGGCGGCCGCCGCAACGGCUACGUUCUCGACGACCGCGGCCACCAUCUCGAACGCGGCCACCGGUGGCGGCGCCGGCGGAGGCGGCGCCGGCGGUGGCAGCAGCGGUGGCGGCACACUAGUGGCGGCCGCCGUCACGGUGCCCUUCUCGGGCGAGCUGGAGGAGCUGCAGAACAUACUGCACUUCCCGGAGGAGGUGGCCCUCCGCAUCACCGACAUGGAGUACCAGCUAUUCUACCAGGUAUCGCCGGUGGAUUUUAUCAACGAUGCCAUUUAUGAGCUGCAGAAGGAACGGUGGCGUGGCGGCGGCGGAGGCAGCGGAAGCGACGGCGGCGGUGGCAGUGGUGCGCCGCACCUCAAGUCACCCUUUAGUAGCUUUACAUCGUCACUGAGUCCCAUACGCAAACGAUUCGAUGAGACCAGCGCGUGGACCAACUAUAUUGUCCUCUCACAAGGUACACAAGACGAACGAAAAGCGGCCUUUGCAUGUCUGUUGCGUGUUGCUAUUUCAUGCUGGAACAUCGGAAACUUCAAUGGUGCUAAAGAGAUAGUGGAUGGUCUAAAAUCAAUCAAAAAGGAAGCAUUCUGGACGUCGGCCACGGAUCGAACGGGACGGAACACGGUGUACGAGUUUCUGACGACCGUGUUCGACAGCCUCGAGUACGAGAAUGCCGUCACGAGGGCACUGGGUAUCGCCACGUGUCGCAUGAUACCGUACUUCCGGAAUCACGUCGAUGAAAUCAAAACCCUGCUCCGGACCGUGCCCCAGCAGCAGCAGCAGUCGGCCGCCGGUGGCGAGCCCGGAAGUGAGCAUCCGGUCAGUGAGAAGUACUUUCUCGGGGACUGCAAGCCACCGUUGCCGUUGCGCGAGGAUGAAGAGUUCGUGGCCCGUUUGUUGUCGCUCGAGCUUCCGAUUGACGUGCGUCCACGGACACCGGUCCCAGCGGUGGAGUCGGACGACGCUUCGGACGAACGCCGGACGCCGGAUGGCGAUGACGAGGAGCUGGUGGCUCAGAUCCGCGCCCGUACCGACUCGAGCGUCGGCAGACUGGCGGCCUUCAUCGAGCACCACGAUCAGCUGUGCCGGGAGCUACCGCACAGCCUACUGGAGUACCUACGGGCGGCGGCCAACAGUCCGCGCCAAACGAAAACCCCAAUCUACCAGCCGUCGAACCUGCAGGAACAGGAGGAGGACUACGAGGUCGAGAUCGGCAACUACAACCCGGUGCAGCCGCUGUUCUACGAUCACGGCAUCAGCAUCAUCCCGCUGGCGUCGACCAAAACCAACGCCAUCGAUCACCACGUACUGCAGAUUCUGCACCACGGGACCACGUGCGUGCUGUGGGACACGGAGACCCCGUCGGACCGGUCGUCCUACGUGUACCUGCGGCUCGAGCGCUCCUGUUCGUACGUUUCGUGGCAGAAAACGGCCUGGCGGCGGAUCAAAUCGCAGCAGGACUUUAGCCUUAACGUGAACCCGGAGGAGAUUGUGGCGUGGAAGUUCGCCAAUCGCUAUGCAUCGAACAUCGGCGAGCUGGAGGCGGGCCCGCAGUGCCAGAACCUGGACGAGGGCGGGCUCGAUCUCGGCACGAUCAAGGAGAUCAACAUGGGCUCCCGGAACCACGAGUACGACGCGGAGAUACUGGCCGCCGGUAAGCGCUUCGGUCUCACGCACGUCGAGUGCUGCGUCACGCUGCUGUACGGCAGCUCGGCCAGCGAGAACCGGAUCCUGUGCAUCCUCUGCCCGCCGAUGCUGUGCCGGGCGUGGUACGUCGGGUUGAACUGGAUGCUGCGCGGUAUCCGCCGGCAGCAGAUCCUCAUCGACCGGUCGAUGCUGUGGCUGAAGGAGCUCUACAUCCAGCUGUACCUUGACGAGGGCGCUUGCAGUGAGCCGACCGUGGCCGACGCAAUCAAAGCAUUCGGCGGGCGCUGUUAUGGGCUGUCCUCGAUCAAAUCGUCUUCUGGGACGCAGCUCAACGAUACGGGUGACCAACAGUCGUCGGCGGCGGCGGCGGCCGCGGCGUCCUCCGCCUCCAAGAAGGACUCGUCGAUCACCAAGAUGCGCAAGAAGCGCUCGGUCGUUAACCUGCUGAACCAGGCCAACCAGACGGGCGGCGGCGGAAGUGGCACCGGCAGUGGCAGCGGAGGUGAUACGACACCGUCCGACUCGAUGCUGCUGGACACGCGCGUCGACUACCGGACGCGCUCGAUCGAGCGGCGCACGCGCGAACGGAACGGCUCGAACGAUCAGCUGUGGCAGAACGUGAAGCACCUCCGGAUCGGCUCAGUUACCUACGAUACUCAAUUAGAUUUUUUAAGCUUUGUAUCACUCUAUCGAUCGUUUAGUUUAAUUGCCCGGCAAGAUCUGCGUGAUAUUUUCGACCAACUCUCGGUGACGACCAUCUCGAGGACGGCGCUGAACGGCGAAAAGAGUCGCAGCGCCCCGGAACUGUCGGAGGCGAUGGUGAAACGAAAAAUCGGUCUGCUGACGCGCAACUGUUCGCUGGACAUGGACCUGACGGAGGCGAAGCACACGCAGAAGCGGUACUUCGAUGCGAUAGCGGCGUCAAGCAUCGCGCACAUUGCCACCGGCUCGAGCAGCGACUUCCUGUCCUGCAGCAACAAGGUCAUCACGAUAUCGACGCUAAAAAAGUUCCUCGAAACCCGCCAGAUGGAAAUCAAAACGGAUGAGGAUGUGAAAGCCAUUAUACAGCGCCACGAACCGGAGGCUGCGCAUCGCAUCGAGAACUGUCUGAGCUUCGAGGGGUUCGCCCGGUACAUGAUCGACAAGGACAACUACGCGUUCCUGAGCGAGAUUAUGCCGGAAAGCACCUACAUGAACCUGCCCCUGUCGCACUACUACAUUGCGUCCUCGCACAACACGUACCUGACCGGGCACCAGCUUAAGGGCGAAAGUUCGGUCGAGCUGUACAGCCAGGUGUUGUUAACAGGCGCACGGUGCGUGGAGCUCGACUGCUGGGACGGCGACGACGGGACGCCGGUCAUCUACCAUGGGCACACGUUCACCACGAAGAUUCCGUUCCGGGCCGUCGUAGAAGCAAUAAAUAAAUCUGCCUUCAUCCAAUCUUCCUACCCCGUGAUACUAUCCAUCGAGAACCACUGCUCGGUGCAGCAGCAGCAGCGGAUGGCCAACAUAUUCCAGGCAAUCUUCGGCGAGAAGCUGGUGACCAACUUCAUGUUCGAUCAGGACUACAGCGACGAACCGUACCUGCCGUCGCCGCUGGCGCUGAAGCACAAGAUUUUGAUCAAAAACAAGAAGCUCAUCGUCGAAAUACCGGCCACCUUAUCAACCGGACUGUCACGACAGAAUACGUUCAAACAAUCGAAUUUAUCCAGCAGAGCCAGUUCAAUUAUAUCCAACACUAGCGGUAGUUCGCUGAACGAAGAGUUUAGCGAUGACGAGUACGAGGAUGACGACGAUUUUGACAAUAUUGAUGAAAAAACAUAUCACACAACUUGGGGAUCAAUAGAAGAUAAGUAUAGGCAUAGCGUGUGUCACUCCAACAUCACACCGACGAAGACGAAGGCCGACCAGGACGAGCGAUCCCGCAAGCGCAGCAACCAGAUUGCUCGCGAGCUGUCCGAUCUGGUGAUCUACGUGCAAGCAAUAAAGUUCCGCGGCCUGAACGCCUACAGCCCGCACAACUCAAUACGUGCCAACCCGAAGCAGCAGCAGCAGCAGCAGCAGCAGGUCCAGCCGAGUCAGGCGCCGCAGCAGCCACAGUCCGCCACAGACCGGGGCCAAUCGACGGCGCAGCAAAGUGUGCUCAAGUCGAGCGGUUCCGUCGUGACGGUUGGAAGCAUCCUGAAGAACAGCUCGGGCGAUACGCUCAGCUUGCCGUCGUCGAGCCACCUGUCGGACAGCUUGUCGCUGAGCUACGAUGCGGCCAGCAUCAGUGGCAGCGAGUCACACCUGCCGCCACCGUCGUCGUCCGCGAACUGCGCGGCCCGCCAGCGCACCAUGGCCAACGCGAACCACCCGUGCUACCAGUGUUCGUCGAUCAACGAGGCGAGCGCCAAGAAGCUGUGCCGCAAGGAUCCGCUGGGGCUGCUGGCGCACACCGAGUCGCAGCUGAUGCGCACGUACCCGGCCGGGUUGCGGAUCGACUCGUCCAACUUCAAUCCGGUGUUCUUUUGGUCGUUCGGCAUCCAGAUGGUGGCGCUCAACUACCAGACCGAGGACAUUCCGAUGCACAUCAACAAGGCGAUGUUCGAGGAGAACAACAGCUGCGGGUACGUGCGCAAGGCGGACGUCCUCUGGAACCGGUCGCACCUGAUGUACCGUCGGUUUAGCCCGCUCGAGAAGGAGUUCGACGGUCUGCACGUGACGCAGCUCGUGCUGAACAUCGUGUCGGGCCAGUACCUCAACCAGGCCGGCCUGUACUCGAGCACCUUCGUCGAGGUCGAGCUGCUCGGCAUUCCGGUCGACUGUGGGAAGCGCAAGACGAAGACGAUCCGCAAGAACUCGUUCAAUCCGCUAUGGAACGAAACGUUCUACUUCAAGAUCAUGUUCCACGAUCUGGCGUUCGUGAAGUUCAGCGUGUACGAGGCCGAAUCGGGUCUGGUCAUUGCGCAGCGCGUCAUCUCGCUCAAGUGCAUCCGGCCCGGUUACCGGCACGUGCGGUUGCGCUCCCCGACCAACCAGCCGCUCAACAUGGCCUCACUGUUCGUGUACACGCGGGUCGAGGAGGAAAGUCUCGAUCGGUCGUACGACGAGAUCGACGAACAGUACGUGCUGCAGCGGAUCGAUAAGAGCCGCGCGGCCGUUGACCGCGACCCGGGAGAGGUGCCGGCGGUCCUGUUCGGCUCGAGCCGACUGGACGUGUCGGGCGCGAGUCGCGAACCGAAGGUCCCGCAGCUGAAGCGGAAAAUGUUUUUUCUCACCGUGUACGACGUGGUGCCGGACAAGCCGUACACGAUCCUGAAGAUCACCCAGGAAAGCACCACGAAGGACGUGCUGACGCAGGCGAUGGCGAAGAUGAACAAGUCGACGGCGGACAUGUCCAACUUUAUCCUCAUCGAGGAAGUGUACCGGGGCUGGGAGAAGAAGGACCGGUUGCUGCCACCGAGCCAGCGGGUGCUGGACCCGACCGAGAAGCCCCUGCAGGCGCAGGGCCACUGGAAGGGCGAGGGUCGCUUCAUCCUCAAGCGGAUCGGCAACGAUCCGAGCAGCCGCGCCUGGGUGACGUCCAUCCGGCGGACCACCGAUCGGCGCGCCUCGAUCGCCGCCGCGUCCCUGGUGACGGGCGGCGCUGGCCCGGGUGCUGUUGGCAAAGAAGCGACCGCCGACGAUCUGCUGGCACUGGAAAACCUGGACAACUUCCUCGUGUGCGUGUACAACGUAUCGCAGGACAUCCCGUACGCGAUUCUGCGCGUUCCGAUGAAGUCGACAGCGCAGGACGUGCUGGCGCAGGCCCUCCUGAAGGCGCGCCGGCUCGACAACCCGAACAACUUCGUGCUGGUCGAGGAGCUCAACUUUAGCAACAAAAGCAACGACACGAUGCAGCGCAUCCUGCUGGACGACGAGAACGUGUACGUGACGCAGGCCAACUGGAAGACGAUCGGGCGCUUUGUGAUACACGAGCGCAGCCAGCUGACCCCGUCGACGAUCCGCAAAACGAUCCUGCCGAUCGAGAAGAUCAGCCGCGGGUUCAGCAUCAGCCGCGGGUCGUCCUCGUCGUCCACGUCGGUCCACUCGCUGGCCUCCAAGUCACCGAUCCAGGUCGCACUGAGUGAUCCCACCGCGUCCUCGUCCUCCGGGGGUCGUGGCUUCAAGGCGCGCACCGGCGCCGGCGCCGGCCACGAGCACCACGCGGCCGGGACGGCGGCAAAAUCGGGACGCCACCACGGGCACGGUCGUACCAAGUUUUGCUCGGAAAAGGACACCUCGUUCUCGAGCACGAGCACGGGCAGCGGCACCUCCAAGUCCGCGGCCAACCGGCGCGAGGUCCACUCGGAGGGCGAAACGCUCAGCGACGAGGAAGCGAAGGAGUCGGACAUUAUCUCAACGAUGUCGCGCUUCAAGCGCAUGUCGAUCAAGAAACUCAAGUCCUGGAAGUCCUAA